This is a messenger RNA of Orussus abietinus, 662 nucleotides long. RefSeq lists its product as uncharacterized. The transcript is spliced from 2 exons. The record is from RefSeq and is a predicted model, not a curated record. Bases 225 to 632 code for a protein of 135 amino acids. Lineage: Eukaryota; Metazoa; Arthropoda; Insecta; Hymenoptera; Orussidae.
GGCCGAGCCUGACGGAGCCUGGCCAAUCAGGAGGCAGCGUUCGUUUUAGCGGGAACCCUCCUUCGCGCGGUCGCCGCCAUGUUUGGCGGCGGAAUUGAACGACCGUUUGAAAUUCUUACUCUUUUCUUUCUACCAAGAAAACCGUUCGGAGAAAUUCGUAAGACGGAUAAGGGCGGGAGCUUAAACGGUAGAAUUGGCUUUGCAGAGACAAAUCGUUGAAGGACAUGUCAUACAUCCCGGACAAAGAUCAGAAAAUUCUAAACUUAGACGCCGAAAUUGCAGCGUUCGAGAUAGAGAUCGACAAAUUAAACAAGAAACAUAUGAAAGUACAAGGAGAUAUCAACGAAACAAAAUUAAUGCAAAAAAAGGCGUUACUUAUAAUAAACAGUAAUACAUCAAUAUUUAAUGGACUUCGGGAGAAAAUGAACGAUAUCCAUAAAACCUGCGUGGAACUUUAUGGCUUCGAUGAGGAAUAUCAUUCUAAGGAAACCGAUGAGAUAAAAACCCUAACUAAAACAAGAGACGAACUGAAAAAUAAGUUGACUGAGAAAAUGAAAACUUGGAUCGAAGACAUGGCUAAGUUAGAAGAAGUUAAAUCACAAAUAACAAUCGAAAAGGUACCAAUCUUAUAACUUUCUUGGCAAUCAUCAUCAGCGUUUGGU